Molecule: messenger RNA, 7307 nt
Organism: Episyrphus balteatus (marmalade hoverfly)
Lineage: Eukaryota; Metazoa; Arthropoda; Insecta; Diptera; Syrphidae
Product: mucin-2-like
Exons: 4
Coding region: 203-6967 (2254 amino acids)
Source: RefSeq, a predicted model, not a curated record
AAAUACCGUGUAUCUUCUUCACUUUUUUUUUGCCAAACAAAAAUCAGAUAAAAUUUAAACGAACAAAAUACGUUAAGAGUGUUAAUACAUCGGUGGUUCCGGCUGUUGUAUAUUUAAGGAUUUAAAACAAAACAUAAAACGCUCAAAGUUCGUCCACAGCAUCUCAACGCUGGUGUUGUCCCCCACCAAAAGAGUGGUCAUAAUGAGGCCAUCUUUAGUUUUUAUAAAAUGUCUAGCCCUGGUGUUUACGGCAUCUUUGGCUGAUGGUGCUCGAGGAAAUGACCUGAUUACUGUUUCUGGUGGAUUUUCGGGGAAUAGAGCAAAUGAAAUUGUCCCAUCGGGAGGAGGACGAGGUCAUGUCCAUGUGGAAAUGAUCGAUGUUAAAUGUGAUGCUGGAGAUGAUAUGCUUGUGACAAUACAAUUCGAAGAACCAUUCAAUGGCAUUAUUUAUAGUCAGAGCUACUUCAACGAUCCGAAAUGCAGAUAUGUGGAAGCUGGAAGUAAUAAGAACGCUUACACAUUCAAAGUUCCCGUAAAUGGUUGCGGCAGUCGACCUUCUUGUACAAUUUGUGCAUCUGUGGAUAAUAUUUUAGUUAUUCAAUCGGAUGAGAGUGUUCAAGAAGUUUGGGAUACAGCUAGGAGAAUUACGUGUAGUAGGAGUGGAGAGCAGGAGAAGACAGUUAUCUUUAAGCCAUUUGUUGUAGAGAUGCUUGAAGUUAUCCAAGUUCCGACAAAAUCGGGUGGGGUUGAAUGCUGGAUGGAUAUACUUAAGGGUGAUUAUCCAAAUAACUCACCGAUCAAUGGAAUUGUUAAAAUAGGUGAGCACAUAACAAUUUUGAUCUACUUGAAGGAUUCAAGUAGAGAGUAUGACAUUGUUGUGAGAGAUUGCUAUGCAUUCGAUAGUGAAGACUAUCAGGCAAAAACCACGAGCAGACUUCAACUUUCCGACAAAAAUGGCUGUUCGAAGAAACCCAAACUGUUUGGAGGUUGGAUAAAGAGUGAUAAACCAAAUAAGGAUGGAGCAACGACAGUGGUCUACAACACAUUGAACGCCUUUAAGUUUCCUGACAGGACACAGGUUUUCUUGAAAUGUGACAUAGAGCUUUGUAAUGGGAAAUGCGAUGAGCCCGUUUGUGACGGAUCUACAUUGCCACCGGAUACGGAUAAUGAAAUAUCAAUUAGAAAAACUACUGUUUCACCCUCGCAAUGUUAUCCAGGAUCGACAGAUCCCCGAUGCUCACAAACAGCAAGACCUAGUACUACUGGGCCACAAUGUUACCCGGGGUCAACUGAUCCAAGAUGUUCACAAAUAACAACAUAUCGUCCGAGGAUAACGACUUUAAAACCAACAUAUCUUCCUCCUGAUACUGAUGUAAAGAUAACAACUUUAAGAUCUCGUUGUUUCCCCGGUUCCAAGGAUCCGAACUGUGCACAAACAACACCGAUUCCAAUUCAAACUACAACCACAGAACCUAACUGUUAUCCAGGAUCGCAAGAUCCAAAUUGUGGUCCAGAUUGUUACCCUGGUUCAACAGAUCGCAGAUGCCCUCAACCAACUAAACCGAGAAUUACUGCACCGCCAAUAGUUCGACAAACUACAAGACAGCCGACAGUGAUAACAACGCCCGAUUCAAGGCCAAUAACAACAGCAAGACCACGGUCACAAAUAACAACUCAGGGACCAACAACCAUAUCUGAGCCUGAUUGCUUCCCUGGGUCACGGGAUCCAAGGUGUCCCAAAGUAACAACUGCAGCUCCCCGAGUACGUUGCUUCCCCGGCUCUACAGAUCCUAGUUGUCCACAAACAACAUAUACAACAAGGAAACCAGAAAUAACUGAAAAACCUGCUCCAAAAUGCUAUCCAGGAUCCACAGAUCCAAGAUGCCCCAAGGUUACAACACCUGCACCAGAACCAAGGUGUUUCCCAGGAUCCACUGAUCCUAGAUGUCCACAAACAACAACAGCUCCAAAAUGCUAUCCUGGAUCUCAAGACCCAAAUUGUCCCAAGUCAACCUCUGCACAGCCAAAUUGUUAUCCUGGUUCAUCUGAUCCGAGGUGUCCUAGACCACCGAUACCUUCAAAACAACCUUCUACUUAUUUGCCACCACCAACUGGUGCUCCUAAAUGCUAUCCCGGAUCUAACGAUCAUCGUUGUCCCCAAAUUACUUCUCCAAUUCCAUCCACAACUUCAAGAUGUUAUCCAGGAUCCACAGAUCCCAGAUGUCCUCAGACUACAACACCUGCACCAAAACCACGUUGUUUCCCAGGCUCUACUGAUCCUAGGUGUCCACAGACGACAGCAGUUCCAAAGUGCUAUCCGGGAUCCACAGAUCCAAGAUGCCCACAGGUAACAACAACCGCACCAGAACCACGGUGUUUCCCAGGAUCUACAGAUCCUAGAUGUCCACAAACAACAACAGCACCAAAAUGCUAUCCAGGAUCCACAGACCCAAGAUGUCCCAAGGUAACAACACCUGCACCAGAACCACGGUGUUUCCCAGGAUCCACUGAUCCUAGAUGUCCACAAACAACAGCAGCUCCAAAAUGCUAUCCUGGUUCCAAUGACCCAACAUGUUCUCAGAAAACUUCGCCACCAUCCAAAUGUUAUCCUGGCUCACCUGAUCCUCAAUGCCCUAAGCCACAAAAACCACCAAAGCAACCAGUUACUUAUUUACCACCCACGAAGGGUCUCGCAAAGUGCUAUCCUGGAUCCACAGAUCCUCAAUGUCCUCAAACAACAAAACCAACCUCUGGUUCGCGUUGUUUCCCGGGAUCUACAGAUCCUAGAUGCCCGCAAACAACAACAGCACCAAAAUGCUAUCCAGGAUCCACAGACCCAAGAUGCCCCAAGGUUACAACACCCGCACCAGAACCAAGGUGUUUCCCAGGAUCCACUGAUCCUAGAUGUCCACAAACGACGACAGCUCCAAAAUGCUAUCCAGGAUCCACAGACCCAAGAUGUUCCAAGGUAGCAACACCUGCACCAGAACCACGGUGUUUCCCGGGAUCCACAGAUCCUAGAUGUCCACAAACAACAACAGCACCAAAAUGCUAUCCAGGAUCCACCGACCCAAGAUGUCCCAAGGUAACAACACCUGCUUCAGAACCAAGGUGUUUCCCGGGAUCCACUGAUCCUAGAUGUCCUCAAACAACAACAGCUCCAAAGUGCUAUCCAGGAUCCACCGACCCAAGAUGUCCCAAGGUAACAACACCUGCACCAGAACCAAGGUGUUUCCCGGGAUCCACAGAUCCUAGAUGUCCACAAACAACAACAGCACCAAAAUGCUAUCCAGGAUCCACCGACCCAAGAUGUUCCAAGGUAACAACACCUGCACCAGAACCACGGUGUUUCCCGGGAUCCACAGAUCCUAGAUGUCCACAAACAACAACAGCACCAAAAUGCUAUCCAGGAUCCACCGACCCAAGAUGUCCCAAGGUAACAACACCUUCACCAGAACCAAGGUGUUUCCCGGGAUCCACAGAUCCUAGAUGUCCACAAACAACAACAGCACCAAAAUGCUAUCCAGGAUCCACCGACCCAAGAUGUCCCAAGGUAACAACACCUGCACCAGAACCAAGGUGUUUCCCGGGAUCCACUGAUCCUAGAUGUCCUAAAACAACAACAGCUCCAAAGUGCUAUCCUGGAUCUCAAGACCCAAAUUGUCCAAAGUCAACCACUGCACAACCAAAUUGUUACCCUGGUUCACCUGAUCCUAAGUGUCCUAGACCAUCGAUACCUUCAAAACAACCUUCUACUUACUUGCCACCACCAACCGGUCCAAAAGUUACUACCACAUUACGACCCCGAUGUUUCCCAGGAUCCACAGACCCAAGAUGUCCCAAGGUUACAACACCUGCACCAGAACCACAGUGUGUCCCGAGAUCCACAGAUCCUAGAUGUCCACAAACAACAACAGCACCAAAAUGCUAUCCGGGAUCCACAGACCCAAGAUGUCCAAAGGUAACAACACCUGCACCAGAACCAAAGUGUUUCCCAGGAUCCACAGAUCCUAGAUGUCCACAAACAACAACAGCACCAAAAUGCUAUCCAGGAUCCACAGACCCAAGAUGUCCCAAGGUAACAACACCUGCACCCGAACCACGGUGUUACCCAGGAUCUAAAGAUCCUAGAUGUCCACAAACGACAGCAGCUCCAAAGUGCUAUCCUGGGUCUCAAGACCCAAAUUGUCCAAAGUCAACCACCGCGCAACCAAGUUGUUACCCUGGUUCACCUGAUCCAAAGUGUCCUAGGCCACCUAUAAUAUCAAAACAACCUUCUACUUAUUUGCCACCAACAACUGGUGCACCUAAAUGCUAUCCCGGAUCUACCGAUCCACGUUGUCCCCAAAUUACUUCUCCAAUUCCAUCCACAACUUCAAGAUGUUAUCCAGGAUCGACAGAUCCCAGAUGUCCUCAGACUACAACACCUGAACCAAAACCACGUUGUUUCCCAGGCUCUACUGAUCCUAGAUGUCCACAAACGACAGCAGUUCCAAAGUGCUAUCCGGGAUCCACAGAUCCAAGAUGCCCGCAGGUUACAACACCCGCACCAGAACCAAGGUGUUUCCCAGGAUCCACUGAUUCUAGAUGUCCACAAACGACAGCAGCUCCUAAAUGCUAUCCAGGAUCCACAGAUCCAAGAUGUCCCAAGGUAACAACACCUGCACCAGAACCACGGUGUUUCCCGGGAUCUACCGAUCCAAGAUGUCCUCAAACAACAACAGCUCCAAAAUGCUAUCCUGGAUCCACAGACCCAAAUUGUCCAAAGUCAACCACUGCACAACCAAAUUGUUACCCUGGUUCACCUGAUCCGAAGUGUCCUAGACCACCGAUACCUUCAAAACAACCUUCUACUUAUUUGCCACCACCAACUGGUGCUCCUAAAUGCUAUCCCGGAUCUAACGAUCCUCGUUGUCCCCAAAUUACUUCUCCAAUUCCAUCCACAACUUCAAGGUGUUAUCCAGGAUCCACAGAUCCAAGAUGCCCACAGGUUACAACACCCGCACCAAAACCACGGUGUUUCCCAGGAUCCACUGAUCCUAGAUGUCCACAAACAACAACACCUCUAAAAUGUUAUCCAGGAUCCACCGACCCAGGAUGCCCCAAGGUUACAACACCUGCACCAGAACCACAGUGCUUCCCAGGAUCCACUGAUUCUAGAUGUCCACAAACAACAGCAGCUCCUAAAUGCUAUCCAGGAUCCACAGAUCCAAGAUGUCCCAAAGUUACAACACCUGCACCCGAACCACGGUGUUACCCAGGAUCUACCGAUCCAAGAUGUCCUCAAACAACAACAGCUCCAAAAUGCUAUCCAGGAUCCACAGACCCAAAUUGUCCAAAGUCAACCACUGCACAACCAAAUUGUUACCCUGGUUCACCUGAUCCUAAGUGUCCUAGACCACCGAUACCAUCAAAACAACCUUCUACUUAUUUGCCACCAACAACUAGUGCUCCUAAAUGCUAUCCCGGAUCUAACGAUCAACGUUGUCCCCAAAUAACUUCUCCAAUUCCAUCCACAACUUCAAGGUGUUAUCCAGGAUCCACAGAUCCCAGAUGUCCGCAGACUACAACACCUGCACCAAAACCACGUUGUUUCCCAGGAUCUACUGAUCCUAGGUGUCCACAAACGACAGCAGCUCCAAAGUGCUAUCCGGGAUCCACAGAUCCAAGAUGCCCGCAGGUUACAACACCCGCACCAGAACCAAGGUGUUUCCCAGGAUCCACUGAUCCUAGAUGUCCACAAACAACAACACCUCUUAAAUGUUAUCCGGGAUCCACCGACCCAGGAUGCCCCAAAGUUACAACACCUGCACCAGAACCAAGGUGUUUCCCAGGAUCCACUGAUCCCAGAUGCCCACAAACGACAGCAGCUCCAAAAUGCUAUCCAGGAUCCACAGAUCCAAGAUGUCCCAAGGUUACAACACCUGCACCCGAACCACGGUGUUACCCAGGAUCUACCGAUCCUAGAUGUCCUCAAACAACAACAGCUCCAAAAUGCUAUCCUGGAUCCACAGACCCAAAUUGUCCAAAGUCAACCACUGCACAACCAAAUUGUUACCCUGGUUCACCUGAUCCAAAGUGUCCUAGGCCACCUAUACCAUCAAAACAACCUUCUACUUAUUUGCCACCACCAACUGGUGCUCCUAAAUGCUAUCCCGGAUCUACCGAUCCACGUUGUCCCCAAAUUACUUCUCCAAUUCCAUCCACAACUCCAAGGUGUUAUCCAGGAUCCACAGAUCCCAGAUGUCCUCAGACUACAACACCUGCACCAAAACCACGUUGUUUCCCAGGAUCGACUGAUCCUAAAUGUCCACAAACGACAGCAGCUCCAAAAUGUUAUCCAGGUUCUCAAGACCAAAGGUGCCCCAAAACAAUCACAACACAAAAACCAACUACCUUAACAGAACCUCGAUGUUAUCCAGGUUCAAGUGAUCCACGGUGUCCUCAAAUUACUCCAACAUUGCCUUCGGUCACCGAUGCACCAAAAUGCUACCCGGGAUCACCCGACAUAAGAUGUGGCGAAUCACUCAAAACCACAACCCCAUCAUACUGUUUCCCUGGCUCAUUAGAUCCCCGAUGCCCCGACACUGGUUACAAAGGAACAAGUCGUGUUCCAGCCACAUAUUUGCCUCCUUUCGAAAAUCCCGGUCAUGAUAGAACCGUUCGCAAAGCUAAACAAAAUUCUUUAUUUGAUGAAAUCAAUGGACUUUCAUUCAGUGCCAAUAAUAUUUUUGAAGAAGAUGUAGAUUCAGCUUUUGAUGAUGAUGCUGAUGAUAUCUCAAGAAGCAAGCGGGACGUUGCAAAUCUAAGUGCCAGCAUGGAAGACAACGAUCUCAAUCCACUCACUCUUAACACUGAGUCUGAUCUACUCGAUCGAAAAAUACUCAAACGUAGCAGCAGUCCCCCACAAAAAGAGAUUAUUUCCAUCACAUUAAAUCUACGAGGACUUAAUUUCGUUAAUGCCUAGGUAGGUAUAUAAGAAACACACGCCGUAUGUAUGCAUGUACAUAGUUCCUUAAAAAAAUAUAUAUAAAUGUAUUUGAAAAAAAAAAAAAAAUAUUUUGUAAAAAAAAAUUAAUUUAAAAUUAAGGAAAAACACUUGCUUUCGACAAUCUAGUAUCAAUUUUUCGAAUAAUAUAAUCGAAGAACCUUUACUGAGGUUCAAAACUAGUUAAAUACUAAUAAAUGUAUAUAAAUACUCAUUUAUCUUAUUAAUUUUAUACUUAAACAAAAAUAAAAAUAGCAAAUGAAAAUAUAAAAAAAAAAAAAAUAUGUAAAAGAUAAAAUACUGCUUAUAAUAAGCUUGU